GUAUGGCGCGGGUGGGGCCUGUGUGUGCGCCGUAGAGACGGUAAUGUGAGCGGAGACGCGCAGGCAGCAGCCCGUUCACUGAAGCGUUAUAGAUGACCCUGCGAGGACCCGCUGCUGUGUUUUUUUGUUCGAGCUCGGCCUGUAAAUGCCGUUGUUGUGCGGGAAGAUCCGGCGCCGCCGUGACGGUCGUGCGAUGCUGAGCGAGCGGCCGGAGCGGCUCGUGCUGUGAUUCGUCGUGGCGGAGGAGGGCAGUGCGGGUUAAAACACCACGAGCGAGAGGAUUAUUACGGCUUCCAUUAUGGUGCACUAGCCGAGCCUGAUGCCUGGAGACUGAGGGGCGAUGUGAAACGCAUUGAUCUCGCUCGCUCGCUCCCGUUCGGUGCACCGAGGACGAAGAAUGAACGACGCGCGAGAUAUGUCUCCCGAUUUCGUCUUGAUGCGCCUGGUCUCCGCGGCCGAGGACGACCGCCGCCUGGACGACGAGAGCGGCACCGUGUCGUCGGGCGGCGGGACGCUCUUGGCUCACGGCGGCGUGAAGAGCAAAGUGGAGCGCGCGCGGGGGGCGCCCACGGCGGCGGCGGCAGCGGCGAACAACAAAGCGCCGCGGCACGGCGGCCCCGAGGCACCUGACGUCCAGGCGACGACGGGGCCCGCGGCGCCUCCCCCGCUUCACGCCGCCGAGGCCGCGCGGAGAGGUGCGAUGGCGGGGCCUCAGCUGCUGGUGUUCCGAAACCUGCCGCGGGAGUCCGAGAGCUGCGACGACGCUGAGGGACAGGCGGGCACCGGCCUGAACGACGAGCUGGAAGGCGGCGCCGUGGACGCGCGACAACACCCGCCGUGGGCGCUCCAGCUCCAUCCGCGGCUCAGACUGGACGGACCGGGGUCCGAGCUGUGCCACCAGCACGCCGUGGUCACGGACCGAGCGAACUGGCCAUUGGCGGCGGCAACACCGGACGCCGGUACCCCUCUCGGGCCGGUUCUGGAGCUGGCGAGAACAUUCGGGCAGCUGGGGGUCGCCGGCGUCCCUGAAUUUCUGCUCAAGGAGGGCGAGCUGCCGCGCUGCUCCUGUCAAAGCGCCCUGGGACAGGUGGCGGUGGCAGCAGCGGCUGGGGUCCGGCAGGGAGAGGACCCAACAGAGACCAGUGAUGCCCUGCUGGUGCUGGAGGGCCUCGAGUCUGACGAGGUGAACGGCCUAGGCCAGAAGAGCCAGCCCGGGCAGCAGGACAGGGAUGGCAGUUGUGGACAAAUCAAGGGGGACCUGGCAGGUGAUGUGGCAGGUGCCGUGGCUGGUGCCUUUGCCCUAAAAUGCUUGCCCACCAUGCUGUCAGCGCAGGCCGUCGGGGUCAACGGAGCACUUUGCUCCACGGCCUGCCACGACCCGCAGCUGUGUUGUUUGCUGAGAGGCUCUCUGGCCCCUAGAGUUCAGACCAGUCCUGCUGCUGACAGGCUCUCGCCGGACGUCCCAGUGACAGAAUCACCAGAAUCGCUCCGGGACACUCCAGCUUCAAGUCCUAAGAGGACUGCUGGGGCACUUUCUCCUCCUGGUGCCAGCAGGGGAGGUUUUAAGACGCUGAAGGUUCCGGGCAAGUCAAGAAAAGGGUCUCUCAAAAUUCGCUUGAGCAAACUUUUCAGAACUAAAAGCUGUAGUGGCUCCAAUAACCUGCUGGAUAAGAGACCUUCAGUUACAUUCUCCAUAUCCUCAGCUGGAAGUUUGGUGGACAUGUCAGGGGUGAACAGUGUGGAGCAAGACACAGCCAGCCAACCUGGACUAACAAGGGCCCAAAGUGCCUUCUCUGCUGCUGCUUUCACUCCUGUCUUCACUGGAGAGACUGUGUCGCUGGUGGAUGUGGACAUCUCUCAGAGAGGGAGAAACUCUCCCCACCCCCCAACACCCCCGCCCCCUCCACGCAGGAGCCUCAGCCUGCUAGACGAUAUAGGUGGGCCGCAGCCCGGGCCUUUCCUAGUGAAUGUCAUGGGGGCAUCCCUGCAGUCUCUCCCCCUGCCUCUUCCUCCACCUCCCCCCCUCCAUGCCACCAUCCAGCACAGUCUCAGCCUCAAUGAUGCUUUCUUUCGAGCACUUCCUCAUUCUGCCCCAUCACCAAUGGAGACUCCUCCACCAUCGCGAGUGGCUCCACCUCCAAAUCUGUGUCCUCUGAGGGGAGUUGAUUCCAGCAGCUUCACAGCAAGCCUGAGGGAACUAGAGAGGUGUGGCUGGUACUGGGGGCCGAUGAACUGGGAGGACGCUGAACUCAAGCUAAAAGGAAAGCCUGAUGGCUCCUUUCUGGUGCGGGACAGUUCAGACCCCAGAUACAUACUCAGUCUCAGCUUUCGCUCACAGGGUGUCACACACCAUACACGCAUGGAGCACUACAGAGGGACGUUCAGCUUAUGGUGCCAUCCAAAGUUUGAGGACCGCUGCCAUUCUGUGGUGGAGUUCAUUGAGCGUGCCAUCAUGCAUUCUAAGAAUGGAAAAUUCCUUUACUUCCUUCGAUCACGUGUACCUGGGCUCCCACCAACACCAGUGCAGCUGCUGUAUCCAGUGUCUCGCUUCUGUAAUGUCAAGUCGCUGCAGCACCUCUGCCGCUUCUGUAUCCGACAGCUCGUCCGCAUAGAUCACAUUCAGGAGCUCCCUCUCCCGAAACCCCUUAUUGUCUACCUGAGAAAGUUUUACUACUACGACCCAGAGGAAGAGAUGUACCUGUCAAUCAAAGGCAUGCGCCAGAUAGCGGGCGUGGACCAAGAGCCAGAGUCUGAGACGUAGCCGGAAGAGCCAUGUUCGCAGUGUUCUGUGUAUGGGUAGCAGAUGGGAUAGCGCAUAGACAGUGCUGGUGCACAGCUCUGCCCUAACUCCCCAUCAGUCUUCCAGCAGAAGCCAAUGAACAUCAUCGGAACUGCCCCCUUCUUAUUUUGGUCAAAAAGAAGACAGCAGGGGGCAGUGGAAUCCUGGAGUGCCAUCCAUAUGAAACUGGCGAACAAUCCAGAGACUGAUCUGGCAGACAGGACUGAAAACUAACCACAUAGGACAUUUAAUGUGAUCUGGAGUUAUGGCAUAAACCUCCAUCUGUAGCUUUCUCAUGGGGAAAAAAACAACAGAGUUUUUAACCUGGACGCAUUUGUGAAUCACUUUCCUUUAUUUUGGAUCUUCUUUCUCUCCCUGUUAUCUUGCUGUCCCCUUUAUUUCUCCAUUACCUCAACUGUAACUUCCUCAGUCUGACAGCAGGCCACAUGAACCGUCUUUUAAGUAAAAGAAAAUGAAAAUGAAAAA
Molecule: messenger RNA, 3265 nt
Organism: Astyanax mexicanus (Mexican tetra)
Lineage: Eukaryota; Metazoa; Chordata; Actinopteri; Characiformes; Acestrorhamphidae
Gene: socs7
Product: suppressor of cytokine signaling 7
Exons: 10
Coding region: 398-2761 (787 amino acids)
Biological process (GO): phosphatidylinositol phosphate biosynthetic process; intracellular signal transduction
Cellular component (GO): phosphatidylinositol 3-kinase complex
Molecular function (GO): 1-phosphatidylinositol-3-kinase regulator activity
Source: RefSeq, a predicted model, not a curated record